Molecule: messenger RNA, 8036 nt
Organism: Cynoglossus semilaevis (tongue sole)
Lineage: Eukaryota; Metazoa; Chordata; Actinopteri; Pleuronectiformes; Cynoglossidae
Gene: ptprfb
Product: protein tyrosine phosphatase receptor type Fb
Exons: 35
Coding region: 468-6203 (1911 amino acids)
Biological process (GO): protein dephosphorylation
Molecular function (GO): protein tyrosine phosphatase activity; protein binding
Source: RefSeq, a predicted model, not a curated record
GAACACCAGCUCAGUGUGUGAACAAGCACGGUCUCUGAAGGAUCGAUCCCUGAGCUCUAUAGUCACAGCUGGAAAUCUAUUGCUGGGGAUUCAAAAGACAGUUCCCCAGUCUAUUACAAUGGAAUAACCCAGGAGCUGCAGCUGGAGACUACUUUCUCUCUCACGCUUUUUUUUAUAGUACGUGGUUCAGGGAUAAUCUUUUUGGGAUCCUGUUGGAUUUUUUUUCUAGGAUUUGGAUACUUUUCUCUGUCUCCAUCUCUUUGGAAUAAGUGCCUCGCAAUAACAAGGAAUAGAAAGGAUUUAUUGAUAUGCAUAGAGCAGCAGAGUCUGAACCCAGGCAGCUUUGCGAAGACGUUCUUGAUGUUCUACAAACAUAAAGCAGCUGCUGGCAGGUGUUAGUCUUUGAUCCUGUCAGAGUGGGACGCAUCUAGCAGGGGACGGAGGAGAAGGCAGUGCCAACUUGGAACAUGGUGCCUAAUAUUAACCCGGCAGUGCCCCUGGUGCCCAGAGGGGCGUUGCUGUCCCUGCUUCUACUCAGCUGUGUGGUGAUCUCCUCUGUGGCAGACAGUUUGCCAAGUUUUAUCAAAACCCCAGAGGACCAGACAGGCAUCUCGGGGGGAGUUGCAUCAUUUGUGUGCCAGGCCAGUGGGGAGCCCAAACCCAGGAUCACCUGGAUGAAGAAAGGCAAGAAAGUCAGCUCCCAGCGCUUUGAGGUGAUUGAGUUUGAUGAUGGUUCGGGCUCCGUGCUGCGCAUCCAACCGCUGCGCACACACCGAGAUGAAGCCAUUUACGAGUGCACCGCUACCAACAGCGCUGGUGAGAUCAACACCAGCGCUAAGCUUACAGUGCUUGAAGAAAACCAAAUUCCCCACGGCUUUCCCACCAUCGACAUGGGUCCUCAGCUGAAGGUGGUGGAGAGAACCAGAACGGCCACGAUGCUGUGUGCUGCCAGUGGGAACCCCGACCCGGAGAUCUCCUGGUUCAAGGACAUGCUUCCUGUAGAAAUCAGCAACAGCAACCCACGCAUCAAGCAGCUUCGCUCAGGGGCUCUACAAAUUGAGAACAGUGAAGAGUCGGACCAGGGCAAGUACGAAUGUGUGGCCUCCAACAGCGCCGGGACGCGUUACUCUGCUCCUGCCAAUCUCUACGUACGAGUGCGAAGAGUCCCACCCAGAUUCUCUAUUCCACCCACGAACCAAGAGGUGAUGCCUGGGGGCAGCAUCAAUCUGACAUGUGUGGCAGUGGGUUCACCCAUGCCCUACGUUAAGUGGAUGAUGGGCAUCGUGGAACUGACCAAGGAGGAAGAGAUGCCGCUGGGACGCAAUGUUCUAGAAGUCACUAACAUCCGGGAGUCCACCAACUACACCUGUGUCGCCAUGUCCUCCCUGGGCAUAAUCGAAGCCACAGCACAGGUUACUGUCAAAGCUUUGCCAAAGCCCCCUACCUCGCUCACCGUCACUGAGACCACAGCCACUAGUGUGACUCUCACGUGGGACUCUGGGAAUCCUGAACCUGUGUCCUAUUACAUGAUCCAAUACAGACCCAAGUCUUUAGAUGUUGGCUUCCAGGAAGUGGAAGGUGUAGCCACUACCCGUUACAGUAUUGGAGGACUGAGCCCGUACUCCGAGUACGAGUUCCGUGUCAUGGCUGUCAACAACAUAGGCCGCGGGCCACCUAGCGACCCAGUGGAGACGCGCACAGGUGAACAGGCCCCCUCCUCGCCCCCCCUGCACGUCCAGGCUCGCAUGCUGAGCGCCAGCACAAUGUUGGUUCAGUGGGAACCGCCCGAGGAACCCAACGGUCAGAUCAGGGGCUACCGCAUCUACUACAGUUCAGACCUGACAGCUCCCCUCAGCGCCUGGCAGAAACACAACACAGAUGACAGCAGUCUGACUACCAUCUCAAACCUGACUCCUGAUAUCACAUACAGCCUGCGGGUGCUGGGCUUCACCUCUGUAGGUGACGGACCACCAUCUGACAUCCUGCAAGUGAAAACCCAGCAGGGAGUUCCUGCCCAACCAUCCAGCUUUGAGGCAGAAGCUGAGCUGGACACUCGCAUCAGACUCUCAUGGCUGUGGCCUGUGCAGGGACAGAUCACAAAGUACGAGCUGCAGUAUUGGGAGGCUGGAUCUGACAACAAGAUACACGUGACCUUUGACGCCAUGGGCUCCUACGCUGUGGACGGUUUAAAGCCUGACACCUUGUAUUACUUCACCCUGGCAGCACGCUCUGAAAUGGGUUUAGGUGUUUACACGCAACCCAUCGAGGCACGCACCGCCCAGUCCACCCCAUCCGCUCCCCCACAAGAGGUACAUCUGGUCAGCCUGAGCUCCACCAGCCUCAAGGUGAGUUGGGUGGCGCCGCCCGCCGAUAGCCGCCACGGCGCCAUUGUGCGCUACACAGUCAGCUACCAGGCCCUGGCUGGAGAGGACACGGAGCGGCAUGAGGUGACGGGCGUGGGUGCAGAUGCCACCAGCUAUGAUCUGGAGAACUUGGAGAAGUGGACUGAGUAUCAGGUGUGGGUGAGGGCACACACUAAUGUGGGCCCAGGUCCUGAAAGUGCCCCGGUGAAGAUGAGAACCAAAGAAGAUGUGCCAGGAGCUCCCCCCAGGAAGUUGGAGGUUGAGGCUAUCAACUCCACAGCCAUCCGGGUCACCUGGAAGCCACCGCUGCAGGGGAAGCAGCACGGUCAAAUCCGUGGAUACCAAGUCAUCUUCUCCAGGCUUGAAAACGGCGAACCUCGAGGCCAGCCUAACAUCUUGGACGUUACUUUGCCGGAGGCACAGUGGAAUAUUGAGGAGUCCACGGAGCAUGAGGCCAUCAUUGGAGGACUGCAGUCUGAAACCACUUACUCUGUCACUGUAGCAGCCUACACCACCAAGGGCGAUGGAGCUCGGAGCAAAGCCAAAAUCAUCACCACAACAGGAGCAGUGCCGGGUAAGCCCACCAUGAUGAUCAGUACCACCAUGGGCAACACAGCGCUGAUCCAGUGGCAGCCGCCAAAGGAUAUGGUGGGAGAGCUGAUGGGCUACCAGCUGCAGUACAAGCGCGUUGAUGAAGACGCCUACUCGUCACGGGAGCUGAGGAAGACCGACGACCACUUCACUGUCACUGGACUCCACAAAGGUGCCACGUACGUAUUUCGCCUCAGCGCUCGCAAUCGUGCCGGUGUGGGCGAGGCGUACGUGAAGGAGAUUAGCACCCCUGAAGACGUCCCCGCUGGCUUUCCGACCAACCUGCAAGUGACAGGACUGACCCAGUCCAGCACUCAGCUGACCUGGGAGCCCCCGCUGUUGGCAGAGAGGAACGGCAGAAUCAUCUAUUACCUGGUGGUCUACAGGGACAUCAAUAGCCAGCAGAACAGCACCAAUCGCACGGCGGACACUUCCAUGACCAUCCAGGGUCUUAACCCGGACACAACUUACGACAUCCGUGUCCAGGCUUACACCAACAAAGGAGGCGGACCCCUCAGCCCCAGCAUCCAGAGCAGGACCAUGUCAAAUGAUUUUCCAACCCUGAACUUCGGUGUCAAAGCGAUCAUGAAAACCUCUGUCCUUCUGACCUGGGAUUUACCGCCAAACUAUAAAUCUCAAGUGCCUUUUAAGAUCCUGUACAACCAGCAGAGCGUGGAGGUGGAGGGAAACCUGAAGAGGAAGCUGAUCUCCCAGCUGCAGCCAGACACAGACUACUCCUUCGUACUUACAAGCCGAGGAAACAUUGCAGGAGGUCUGCAGCAGCAGGUGUCCAUCCGAACUGCCCCCGACCUGAUCAAGACUAAACCCAGCACACAUCUGGCCGAGGAUGGCAAGAUGAUCAUAAACUUACCCCGGGUCCAAACCACCUCACCCGUCAGGUGGUACUACAUUGUGGUGGUGCCAGUGUCGCAGCAGCGGUGGAAGAAUCCAGACGAGAUGGACCUGGAGGAGCUGCUCAAGUCAAGCCACUUUCCAGGACUGAGACGCCGACGCCACUUAGAUUCUUCAAAGCCCUACAUCGCUGCUAAGUUGGAUUCACUGCCAGCCAACUUCACCCUGGGCGAUGAGAAGAUGUACGGUGGUUUUUACAACAGACCGCUGACCAGUCCACAGGAGUACCUCUGCUUCGUCCUGGCCCAGCUUCAGUCUGAGCCCGUCGACGGGAACGCCAGUAACAUGACUUUUUCUGCCAGUCCCUACUCAGACCCCAUUCAAGGCACCAGACUUCUUCCGCACGGGUCGGAGCAGACUGAAAUGUUGUGGGUGAUGGGCCCAGUUCUGGCCGUUGUCCUCAUCAUCAUCAUCGUCAUUGCCAUUCUGCUGUUUAAAAAGAAGAGGGCGUCACCCUUACCAAAAGACGACCACUCUGGUGGAGUGAAAGACUCCCUGCUGGCGAACUCCUCCGAUCCUGUGGAGAUGAGAAGACUGAACUAUCAGACCCCAGGUACCAGCUCUCAUCGUUGCCCCAACACUCCAAGAAUGAGGGAGCACCCACCCAUCACUGUUGCCAACCUGUCGGAUCACAUAGAGCGACUGAAGGCCAAUGACGGCCUUCGCUUUUCGCAGGAGUAUGAGUCCAUUGAUCCGGGUCAGCAGUUUACCUGGGAAAACUCCAACAUGGAAGUCAACAAGCCAAAGAAUCGCUAUGCAAAUGUCAUCGCCUACGACCACUCCAGAGUGGUGCUCACCUCUGUGGAUGCCGUUCCUGGAAGUGACUACAUAAACGCCAACUACAUCGAUGGCUACAGGAAGCAGAAUGCCUACAUCGCCACCCAGGGGCCUCUGCCAGAGACACUGAGUGACUUCUGGAGGAUGGUGUGGGAGCAAAGAUCCAACACUAUUGUCAUGAUGACUAGACUGGAGGAGAAGUCACGGGUCAAGUGUGACCAGUACUGGCCGUCACGUGGAACGGAGACCUAUGGUAUGAUCCAGGUCACCAUGCUGGACACUGUAGAGUUGGCCACGUACAGUGUCCGUACAUUUGCCCUCUAUAAGAAUGGCUCCAGUGAAAAGAGAGAAGUCAGACAGUUCCAGUUCAUGGCCUGGCCCGAUCACGGGGUACCCGAGUAUCCGACGCCCAUCCUGGCCUUCCUGCGACGUGUGAAGUCCUGCAAUCCUCCAGAUGCCGGGCCUAUGGUGGUCCACUGCAGCGCCGGCGUGGGCAGGACUGGCUGCUUUAUCGUAAUCGAUGCCAUGCUGGAGCGCAUGAAGCACGAGAAGUCGGUGGACAUCUACGGCCACGUGACGUGCAUGCGCGCUCAGAGGAACUACAUGGUCCAGACUGAGGACCAGUACAUCUUCAUCCACGAGGCCCUGCUGGAGGCUGCCACCUGUGGCAACACCGAGGUGCUGGCCCGUAACCUGUACGCCCACAUCCAGAAACUCACCCAACCCCCGGUGGGGGAGACUGUCACUGCCAUGGAGCUGGAAUUCAAGAGACUGGCCAACUCCAAAGCCCACACAUCACGCUUCAUCAGCGCCAACCUACCCUGCAACAAAUUCAAGAACCGCCUGGUCAACAUCAUGCCUUUUGAGUCUACCCGCGUCUGCCUGCAGCCCAUCCGUGGUGUCGAGGGUUCAGAUUACAUCAACGCCAGCUGCAUCGAUGGCUACAGACAGCAGAAAGCCUAUCUGGCCACACAGGGCCCCCUGGCUGAGACCACCGAGGACUUCUGGAGGAUGCUGUGGGAACACAACUCCACCAUCAUCGUCAUGCUCACCAAGCUCCGGGAGAUGGGACGGGAGAAGUGUCAUCAGUACUGGCCAGCAGAGCGGUCAGCCAGGUACCAGUACUUUGUGGUGGAUCCGAUGGCCGAGUACAACAUGCCACAGUACAUCCUGCGAGAGUUUAAAGUCACGGAUGCCAGGGAUGGACAGUCCAGAACAAUCCGCCAGUUUCAGUUCACUGACUGGCCUGAGCAGGGAGUGCCAAAAACUGGAGAGGGCUUCAUUGACUUCAUUGGGCAGGUUCACAAAACCAAGGAACAGUUUGGACAGGACGGACCAAUCACUGUACACUGCAGUGCUGGGGUGGGUCGGACCGGAGUCUUCAUCACGCUCAGCAUUGUGCUGGAGAGGAUGAGGUACGAAGGUGUGGUCGACCUCUUUCAGACAGUGAAGACACUUCGUACCCAGCGGCCCGCAAUGGUGCAGACUGAGGACCAGUACCAGUUGUGCUACAGGGCAGCACUGGAGUACUUAGGGAGUUUUGACCACUAUGCAACGUAACUACUUCCUCAGAGCAGCCUACCUGGUCAAACCUCUCAGGAGCGUGCCAAGUGUCCCAUCUCAGCCACCAUCCACUCACUUGACCCCCUAACAUCCCCUCGCAGCAACCACAGUGCAGAGACCCACCGCUGGGUCCACCAAUCACAGAGAUCAAUGCCGAACAUGUGAAAAUUUUCUUAACAAAUUGUGACGGGAAUACUGUAUUACAAUGACUCUGACAGAUAUGACAACUGUUGUUCAGCUGUACAAACAGAUGUUUGAAUUUUUUUUUUUCAUAUCGUUUUUUUGAAUUGUCAAUAUUCUGAUUCAUUAUGUCAUUUGUUAUUGUUUGGUACAUUUGUUAAAGAAAAGUUUUUAAUAAUUAUUUUAACAUCUCAGACAUUUCUUAUGUCUUAAUCCGCCCAGUUUGGGUCUUGGCAUUUGUUUCAUAAUUGGUACUUUAUUUUUAUUAUCUUAGGGUACUUUAGCACAAAGGACAUGUGUUUUUAACAUGUUCUUAGAUACUAAUACAAGAGGACCACUGUUCUCUGAGCUGCUGUCAGAUUUAUGUUUUCAUAAUGACUUCUGUGGUUUGUUCUUAUUAUGUGUCAUAUGUUGUUUUCGGUCUUAUUCAGUUUAACGCAUCGCUUUAAAAUUUGCCUUUGUUUUGGCCUAAAACAGUCAGUGUCAGAGUAAUCUAAUCCAGAGCACACACACUUGAUAAAAGUUGUAAACAUGGUAGCUAGCUACAAAACGCGCAACAGAGCUAACAUGAGACUAAACAACAGUACACACCUGUGGGAAGCACAUUAUCUCUUUGUUAUUUUUUGUUUGGUGUUUGUUAGUUUUUCAUCAGCCUGUGGCAGUGAGGCCUUCAUACUCCAGAGUGGAGAACUAACCUGAGGAAAACAGACUUUAAUAUCCAAAGGUUAAUGACACAGGAAGAAAAAAAAGAAAAAACCUCCCCGAUCUCUGAAACAAAACAAAAGCUCUUCAAGUCAAACUCACCUCCUCGCUGCCCAUCGGUGUGGUCACGUGACCGGAGUUAUAGCCCACACUGAGCGGCGCGGGCGGGUGUCGUGACGGCUGAGGAGAAGAGCCAUCAACGCUGGCACCUGUACAGAAUCAACCAUUCCUACCAGAGGGACAGAGACUCAGCCCUGUGAACUGAAACCUGAUAUGAUUAUUUUCUACAGAUACAGAACUAUAAAUAAAUAUAUAUAUAUAUAAUUAUUAUUGAUUAUAUAUAUGUACAAUUACACGAGGAUAUAAACACGGCUUCAAAAGUAUAUUGUUUAAAGGAGUAAAUCUGAUGUACCAACACUAGAGGCAGCAGAGAGCCUGCCGUCCUAGGGUGUGUAAUAAUGGACGCACCAUUGUAUCUACUGUAAACCAUAGUAACUUUGACAGCUGCUCGUCCAUCUGCAGGAGCAAGAAUAACAGCACAACGACCGCCCCUCGCCGCCAAACCUGCCCUGCCCCACCGCGCCCUAUCGUACAAACUGGACGACUCCUCAGCACAGGCUGUGGCACGACUUAAGCACACGCGUGUUCUCCGACACGGGCAGCAGAAGGCAGCGUCUGAUCUGAAAGGCCUACAUGUGGGUGAAGGUGGUGGCGACAGAGGAGGAGAAGGAGGGGGGGCUUGAAAAACGCUGGCAGAAAAAAAAUUCAAACAAAGUUCAUUUUUAUCUUGUGAAUGCUUAGUGCUGUAGGGGUUCGAUUUGUUGUACACACACAGUCUGUUUUCUAUUUGUUGAUAAAGAACUGGAAUAAUAAAAAAAAGCUGUUGAUGAAAAGGAAAAAAUCACAUUGAUGUUAAUAAAGUUAAAUAAUUUGGUUUUUGUAUGAAAA